AUGGUCGGCGAAGCCAAGACGUACGUCUCGUUCGACGUCGGCGAUAACCUGCGCCCCAUCCCGGACCUCCCGAGAUUCGACACCGUGCGGUACGACUACUCCGCCGCGCCGGACAUCACGCGACUGUUCGUGUUCAAGCUCGUGAAGGGGAAGUUCUUCGUCGGGCGGACGAAGAAAGACGUCGAGCACGAGCUGUCGCGGCACCGCGCCGGGGACGGCCACCCGUGGUCCGCGAAGUUCCCGCCCGUGCGGGGGGACGACGCGACGUACUUCUCGACGGAGAUAUCGCACAACGCGGAGGAGGACGCGAUGACGGAACGGCUGAUGCACGAGUUCGGCGUCGAGAACGUCCGCGGCGGGACGUACAAGCAGAUGACGCUGCCAGAGCACCUGGAGAAGACGCUGAACGACAAGUUCCGUUGCUGGGAGGACGAGUGCUUCGUGUGCAAAAAGGUUGGGCACUUCUCGCGGCAGUGCCCGGACUGGGAGACGCGAAUCGUCGACGCGGAGAAGAAGGCGAACGAGUUCUCGGACAAGUUCGACAUCGGCCUGUCGCUGCUUCCGGGCGCGAAGACCGCGGCGCAGAGAGAGCUGCGCCCGUGGACCACGGAGGAGAACACCGCGUUGAAGCUCGCGCUCGAGAGCGGGUUGUACUCGAUCAAACAGAUCGCGACGCGGCACAACCGAACGGAGGGGGAGAUUCGACUCCGUAAGCAGGAGCUGGGUCUGGGGCAGACGUUCAACACGAUGAACCCGCAGCUCGCGAACGUGUUCAUAAACAAGGCGGUGGAUCGACGGCUGAUUCACAACACGAUGCACUGA
Molecule: messenger RNA, 822 nt
Organism: Micromonas pusilla CCMP1545
Lineage: Eukaryota; Viridiplantae; Chlorophyta; Mamiellophyceae; Mamiellales; Mamiellaceae
Exons: 1
Coding region: 1-822 (273 amino acids)
Molecular function (GO): zinc ion binding; nucleic acid binding
Source: RefSeq, a predicted model, not a curated record